AUGUUGAGGGGAAAUACCCUCUGUUUUCGGUGGGGUUGGCUGGGCCUGUUUCCUUUUGUUACAUGGAAUAAUGUAUCCGAGAUUGGAGGCAUGGGCGUGGGUCGGGGGGGUUAUGGGGGGUUAUGGGAGGAAGAGAGGAACAUAAAGUCUGGCUUGUAUAUAUACGCACAUACGACAUCACAUGGGAUGAAAGAAUUUACUCCGGCUGGCUGGAAGCAUUUUAAUCGAAGCCACGUUGGUUUGCACUGCACUGCGUUGAGUUGA
This is a messenger RNA of Bipolaris oryzae ATCC 44560, 264 nucleotides long. RefSeq lists its product as uncharacterized. The transcript has a single exon. NCBI's taxonomy places the organism in Eukaryota, Fungi, Ascomycota, Dothideomycetes, Pleosporales, Pleosporaceae. Bases 1 to 264 code for a protein of 87 amino acids. The record is from RefSeq and is a predicted model, not a curated record.